This is a messenger RNA of Syngnathoides biaculeatus (alligator pipefish), 1627 nucleotides long. RefSeq names its product afadin- and alpha-actinin-binding protein. The transcript is spliced from 12 exons. Bases 147 to 1388 code for a protein of 413 amino acids. The record is from RefSeq and is a predicted model, not a curated record. Lineage: Eukaryota; Metazoa; Chordata; Actinopteri; Syngnathiformes; Syngnathidae.
AGGGAUCGCAAUUUAUCUUAAUUCUGUAUGAUGUCUUCCCCCCCCCCACAUGCUUGUCACUUAUGUUGACUAAGCGUUUCUUAGAAUAGUCAAUUUUGCCCUGAAAACACGAGUGGAAUUUAACUUUUACUACAGUGUGACUUCCGAUGGCGUCAAGGUUUGUUCAGACAAGAGCUGGAAAGAAUCAGGAGUUGUCAGAAAAUGACACUGGCAGCGGUUUUCAUGUCCACUCAUGGGAAUUCAGUCCUCAAGCAGAUUCCCUCAGGGAGCAACUGAAGGAGAUGGACGAGCAUGUGGCCAGACUGCAGGACAUGCUGAAGAGUGAACGGGCCAAAAACACCCGUUUGCAGCUGCGUGUCAACCAGAAUGAAGCUGAGCUGAGACGCAGAGAGCAGCAAAGCAACAGAAUGAAAGAGCGACUUUUACAGUUGUCUGAGCGAAGCAAAGACAAAGGCCCCGCCAUUGAGGUGCUGAAUUUACCAAUACGGGGUCGAGGGAAAAGCGCAAAGUCAAUCAAGUCGUCCCGGUCCACUGCAAACCAAGAGGAAGCAAUGUUGCGUGUGAUGCUGGAGCGCAGAGAAUCAGAGCUCAGGGAGGCAAUGAAGCUCCGACACAGCCUCACCACCUUACUGCAUGCCGUUAGAGUUGACAUGGAGCAGACCUUGUCAAACUCUCAGGAAGUUGUGGAAGGAUCCCCGAAUGGAAAUGAAAGGUUGACUCAAGCCGAGGGAGCUCUUGGUGACCACGUGACAGGAGGUGUGGUUCAUAGUUGGAAACGUGUGCAGCAAAGGAUGGUUGACCUUCGACACGCGGGCCAAGCAGGCGAUGGCACUGAUCAUGACAAACUCCUGGCUCAGCUUGAAAAGGAACUAAAAGAGAGUCAACAAAUAGUCAAACUACAACAGCAAAUGUUGCAGGACACCAUUGUAUCACCCGUCCUGUCUGAGCUGACUGAUUCUUACUUUUUGGAAGAGUGGGAACGUCUCCAAAUGCGAUGGGCGGACCUCAAACAACAGAUACGGACUUUCGAGAAGGAAAGGCAGGCCUUCACUGACGCCGCUAUACGCUUAAGUCGUGAGCGUCGUGACUUUGAGAAUGAGAAACACUCUUUCUUGAAGCGGCAGUAUUUACAUGAUUCUCCAUUGGGCCGUAAAAGAGCAGGAAGCUGCAGAACUGAUUUCACCCUUCUUGGUUUGGCGCAGCCUAGCAUGUCCAAUGAAUCUAUCCCCGUGACUGUUCCAAGGUGCAUUCAAGGAAGAGUCCGAGCUGUAACACCCACUACUCCUGAGCUCUACGCUGUCCUCAGUCUCUCACACGAUUGCAGCACUUUCCCGACGGAAGAAGUCAGAGUUUGUCCUUUCUUGUGGCAGCCCCAAACCAGACUGUGAUAGAAGUACACCGAACUGAGUGGAUGACCGGUGUGUAGAACUGACUCAGCAUCUUGCAUGACAGACUGUGCUUCCUCAGAAGCCGCAAGAAGUACAUCCUUUGCUGGGCUUUUUGAGGAUGGAGUUGAUGUUCGUCUCCCACCUCCGGUCCUUUGAGACUGUAAUUCCCAAGAACUUGAAGGUCUCGACAAGUUGAUUUUUAAUUGUAUAUUGGAUUACUUGCAUAUUCUUCUGUGAGG